This is a messenger RNA of Canis lupus familiaris (dog), 2719 nucleotides long. RefSeq names its product transmembrane protein 242 (gene TMEM242). NCBI's taxonomy places the organism in Eukaryota, Metazoa, Chordata, Mammalia, Carnivora, Canidae. The record is from RefSeq and is a predicted model, not a curated record. Bases 157 to 582 code for a protein of 141 amino acids. The transcript is spliced from 4 exons.
AGGAGGAGGAGAGAGAGGGUCAGGGGUCGGCGGGCGUUCCGGACCAGUAUUCAGGACGCACCGGGAGAGGUGGUAGCGGAACCUUUCUCCUCCGCCUCGCGCCUGCCUCCCCCGGACCCUAGUGGGCGUGGGACGCGGUCGUGGAGGUCCCUAAACAUGGACACGGCAGGUGCUGGGUCCGGGCAGCCGUCCUCGAGCCUCGAGCCUCCGGGGUCCGCAGACGAUCGACUUUUCCUGGUGAAAGGUGGAGUUUUCCUUGGAACUGUGGCUGCCGCAGGAAUGCUAGCUGGAUUUGUUACAACAUUGUCAUUGGCUAAAAAGAAAAGCCCUGAAUGGUUCAAUAAGGGAAGUAUGGCCACGGCUGCCUUACCAGAGAGUGGGUCUUCCCUUGCCUUGCGAGCCUUGGGUUGGGGCUCCCUUUAUGCAUGGUGUGGGGUUGGUGUGAUCAGCUUUGCUGUCUGGAAGGCUUUAGGAGUUCACAGUAUGAAAGACUUUCGAAGUAAAAUGCAGUCGAUAUUUCCAGCAAUUCCCAAGAAUUCUGAAUCGUCUCUGGAGUGGGAGGAAGCAUUGAAAUCCAAGUGAGAUGAGCACGAUGGGGAAAGGCUUAAACAACUGUUAAGGAAAGGGGGACUUUGGAGAUGCCACAGAAGCAAGGAGACUCACCUGAUUUCUCAUCAGGAACAUGUGUAUUGUUGCCUGAACCCAUAGAUGGAUGGUGUUCAGUGUCCACAUAGGAGGCUGACAGUUUAAAAUUGACAUGGGUGUAUGUGUAUAUUAAGGUAUUCCCAAAAUUAGGAAUAUUGUUUGAAAGUAAUUACAUGGAUAUAACCUCUCUGUGGAGAAGAUUCCCAGGGAAAUACUUCUGUUUAUAACAGCUAAAACCAAGUUUUGUACCUGAAAAAAAUUUAUAAUAACAUUUGAUGGAAAAUCUUUAUAGACAGAUUCCUAACAGCACUAGUACCUCAAUGUGUCUAAUUAAAUGAGUUUCAAUAGCCUUUCUUGUUAGUAUGUGAUUACCAGGACUUGGAAGGCUUACUCUUAUCAGGCCGAUCCCAAAGUGACAGGUUAACAGGGAAACUCUGUACGUCAGGCAAGUGGGUAUGGCUCUGUUGUCCUGAACACAGCCCUGGAUUUGCACCUGCUCCUUAGUUAGCUGAUGAGCUCACUGCAAGGCCCUACACAUUCUUACACAUAGAGAAGAAGCCAGCAACAGAUUACGAUAACUUGAAAAGGCAGUCAUGCUAAAAUAGUAAUGAUAUUGUGGAUAUAAAACAUACUUUUUUGAAAAGUUUGUUCUGUGUCCCUAAACAUUGACUAAUAGUUUGUAGUUAUCUCUCACUUGUUAAUGUAAAAAUAAUCCAGUUAUCACCCAUUUUAGCAAAUAUUUUUAACUAGAAAGUUACUUGAGUAUUGAGUCUCAGUAUUUUUUUUUUAAAGAUUUACUUAUUUAUUCAUGAGAGACAGAGAGUGAGAGAGAGGCAGAGAAGUAGGCUCCUCACAGGGAGCCCGAUGUGGGACUUGAUCCUGAAUCCCAGGAUCAGGCCCUGAGCCGAAGGCAGAUGAUCACCCACUAAGCCACCCAGGCUUCCUGAGUCUCAAUAUUAUUAAGUAGUUAGUACUGCCUCCCUGAUGAAUUCUUUCAUACAUGCCCAACCCUUUCCUGUCCUCCAUGGUCUCUUAGAGAAAACAUAGAAUAAUGUCUACAUGCAAUUAUUUUUACUGGAAAUGAACAUUUUUUAAAGAAAGUACUUUAAUAUGUCCGAAUAUCCAGAAAAAUAUGGUUGGAUAUCAGUAAUGCAAUUUUUUUAUAAUUACAUAGGUUCUAAUUAGCAAUCAGGUUUAAUAAAGUACAUUUGAAAUUUUUCUGUUAUAAUGAAACCUUUUAGUUCCAAGGGAAAUUUUUAAGUGAAAUGUCAAGUGCAUAAUGUAACAUUUUUCUCUGGACCAGUUACCCUGUUAAAGCUGCUGUAUUGUUAAUUAAUUAAACAGGUGUAAGCAGCAUCUGGGAUUCAUAUAUAACCUGUUAAAAAUCCAGGACUAAAAGGAAAGAAGUGUGGAAUUUAUCAGGGCAUAUGGAGCUGCAAAAACUCCUCACCCAGCUUUCAUUUUUAGCUAAAUCUCUGCUAAGAAAAGAUUUUUAGCCUCCAAAUGAGAUGAAGGAAGGAAAGGCAAGAGCCAAACUGAACUGGUUGUGCCCAUAUUACUGGCCUGAGGCUAGGAGCAUGGUUUCCAGAGGGCCUGGCAUGUGGGAGGCCUGAGGAAUACAUGUUUAGACACAUACCUCUCUGGAAUGCCUCACGUUUACAGACACUUCUCAUAUACAUAUACGUCUGUUGUCCUCAAGGGAGGCAAGGCCAGCCCCCGUAAGAAUGAUUGUGAAUCACCCUCAGAGGGAAGGUUGACAGGGACAGUGGCCCUACGAUACACCAGGCAUAGGCUCCAGUUGCAUUUUAAAAGGAGAAAUGAAGUAACAAAAGAUGAAAGUUUAAAGGAAAACAAACAAUAUGACUGAAGUGGUAUUUUUCUACAGUCAGAACUCAGAUAUCAGAAGAUUUAGUCAUUUGUCUAUUCCUUUUAUACCAGAGGCAUAUUGUUAAAUUGGUUAAUGGAAAGGAAAAAUGUUUAACAGAUAAUGUUAUUCUUUAUGUGAAGUACCAUCUGUGUAUUGAGUUCUGAAUGUUCCUGGAUAUGGAAGAGAGGAAAUGUUAUGGAAUUUCAA